Messenger RNA from Aaosphaeria arxii CBS 175.79, 582 nucleotides. RefSeq lists its product as uncharacterized. The coding region runs from base 90 to 359 and encodes 89 amino acids. NCBI's taxonomy places the organism in Eukaryota, Fungi, Ascomycota, Dothideomycetes, Pleosporales. The transcript has 2 exons. The record is from RefSeq and is a predicted model, not a curated record.
CCUGUGGCUCGUAUCUGGAUUCAGCAAUUUGAAACUAUUGUUACCUAUCACGGGCUGAUAGCACCCUUUCACGAGUACCCUACUUCGCCAUGGUCAAUCGACUGGGCGAACUUCACACUCCUCCAAAGUACAUAUUCAUCCUCGGUUGGCUACGGCCAUCUCUGGCUCUUCUUUUCGCCACCUGCCUGACACCUGUCAUCGUUGUGUUUGCUGUGGUCACUAAGCUCUAUUACUUCAUUCCCUUAUUGUUACGAUGGCGACGAAGAAGGCCAGAUGGAAGAGAAAUCCAUUCGCAGUACCAGGUGAACGGUGAAGACUACGAUGGUGUGGUUGUGGAGUCGGACGACUACAACUGCUGAAUCAAGUCUCUCAACAAAAUCCGCGGCGAAGAGCAUAUCGACGGAUCCCUGAUAAUUCUAAGAGGCCGCGUCGAGGAAGAGAAUUUGGUUCAAUGGAAAGCAUAGAACAUGGUCGUGUAGUAUUAGGCCAGCCUUUCCGGGUAUUGGAACAAUGCGAAAAUUCAAUGGCAGGCGACAGGAGUCCUACGUAAAUCUACAAUGCCACUUGAACUAAUCAUUGAAC